Molecule: messenger RNA, 915 nt
Organism: Clonostachys byssicola
Lineage: Eukaryota; Fungi; Ascomycota; Sordariomycetes; Hypocreales; Bionectriaceae
Source: the annotation of a GenBank genome assembly
AUGAAGCUUCAGCUUACCUCAGUUCUCAUCCUCACGCCCUCUGUCCUAGCCCAGGUGGCAUCUGGCCCCCCUAGCGGAGAACAUUAUUCGCCGAUUCCACUCAACACCUUGUCAGAAAACUCGACAUCAGUCAACGCAGUACCCUACCAGGCAAAUGCAUCGCUCUACUAUCUGGGGUACAAAGGCGAUGACUGGACGCGACCGUUCUCUAAGUACUGGAACCCCCUCAUGAAGCCGAUCACGGACGAAGUGCAAAAGGGGAUGACUGAAAGCCCCUAUGCGAGUAGAUUGGCCUAUACUCCACAAGAAGCCGCUGGCUAUCUUACUCGAUCUGGCAAUUCACACGAAUAUGGGCAAUGGCAUGUUGAGAAGUCGACCAUGAGCUGGCGUAGCGCUGACCGUACUCUAGUUACUGGCGAGAUGUACGAUUGGUGGUUUGGGUGGCACUUAGCCGACCCUCAGAGAUAUAAAUUGUGGCACCCAGUCGCUCAUCAAUAUGCCUGGCGGUACCCUAAUGUCGCCGACUGGGGGAAUAAGACUCUGCCGCAACGCUAUAUUGGAUCCCAUUCUUUCAUUAACGAGUUCAUUGGCAACUUUGCCUCCAAACUGACUGUUAAUUUCGUCGAACCUGAAUCCAUCGGAUUUAACACAAGUGCUUUCGCAUCUCAAGGCAUUGAGGCCAUGGUUGUCGGGCACAUUACAAACGAACACGUUACCAAUGUCACUGGCAACUCCUAUCUGAUGCAUCAAAUUCGUCGCAAGGAUGACGGGAGUCGCGAGUUGCGAUCCCGAUUCUUCCUGGAGCAAUUCACCGAGGAUCAAGGCCACCAACUGGGCGUUCAUUGCGCGCUUGAGAUGUCUCACCUAGCAACAUUCCUGCCUAAAUUGUACGCCGAGUUCAAGGAUACCGUCUAA